Messenger RNA from Aspergillus affinis, 984 nucleotides. RefSeq names its product J domain-containing protein. NCBI's taxonomy places the organism in Eukaryota, Fungi, Ascomycota, Eurotiomycetes, Eurotiales, Aspergillaceae. The coding region runs from base 1 to 984 and encodes 327 amino acids. The record is from RefSeq and is a predicted model, not a curated record. The transcript has a single exon.
AUGCUCAAGAAAUCCAAUGAUAUUUAUCGCCAUGGACUGCAAUUGCUGAUUCCGUCGUGCUCAUCGCCACUCAUCUCGCGGCUUCAUUCCGUACAGCAUCUCCUCCAUAGAUAUAGACUUUACGCCACGGCUCAUGGCUUCCCCGAACAAGACCUGUCCUGGCCAUCUUCCUCCUCGUUCACUCCCUAUGAUGUGUUCAAACAAGACAAGAAGGCUCCGUACUCGAAGUCUCGGUUCUACGAGCUAGUCAAGAUCUACCACCCGGAUCGCCCGUGUCAUGACCACCCAUUGUGCAAAGACAUUCCGCCAGAGGUGAGACUGCAGCGGUAUCGCUUAGUCGUUACGGCCCAUGAGAUCCUUUCCGACCCGGCCAGACGAGCCGCGUACGAUUUCUCCGGCGAAGGAUGGGGCCUUCACCCCCGUCGCAGCGAGGGCCCGGCGCCUUCCUGGGCCCGAUCGGGAUCCAGUGACUAUGGCCCCAUCCAUACAAAUGCCACCUGGGAGGACUGGGAGCGAUGGCGCAACCGUCAUCAGGGAAAGCAGCAACACAUGGUGGACAAUCGCACUUUCACCAUCUUCAUCAUCCUGCUCACGCUCUUCGGAGGUGCGAUGCAGGCUUCCUGGAUCACUCGGGUUAGCACGGGCUAUGAGUCUCGGCUUCAGGAGCUCAAUAGCGAGUCUACGCGGUUCUUGACGGGGCGACGGGAGAAUACUGUCAACCAAAUGGCAUCGAAUGAGGCUAAAGUCCAGCACUUUCUCAUCCGCAGGGACCCGUCCGGUUAUGGGUUGAAGGGGGAAGAGCAGCCGGUUUAUCAGACUUUGUUAAACCCUCGAACCUCCGAUUCUGAGGCCGAAGUCGAGGCCAUAACGGCCAAAGGCCAGGGGAAGCCAAAUCGAAAACAACAGGACGAUAAGUCUAAGAUUGGAUCUUUGUCGCCUGCACAUGAACCCACGCGGGAGAAGGAAGCGGCACACACACAGUAA